Molecule: messenger RNA, 786 nt
Organism: Ostreococcus lucimarinus CCE9901
Lineage: Eukaryota; Viridiplantae; Chlorophyta; Mamiellophyceae; Mamiellales; Bathycoccaceae
Exons: 1
Coding region: 1-786 (261 amino acids)
Cellular component (GO): cytoplasm
Molecular function (GO): kinase activity; ATP binding
Source: RefSeq, a predicted model, not a curated record
AUGUCCACCGCUCGCGUUGACGUCCGGGCGACGACAUCGCGACGUUCGUCGUGCCCUCCGCGCGCGCGACGUCCCUCGCUCCGCGCGCGCGCGACGCAGAGCGACGGUUUCAACGCCGUCGUUCAAGAGCGCGUCGACGCGUUGAUUCGAGCGCGCGACGACGCACCAGCGACGCAGCGCUUCGUCGCCAUCGCUGGGCCACCGGGCGGAGGAAAGUCGACGUUCGCUGAGGCCGUGCGCGUGGGUUAUAACGAACGAAGGAACGGGGAGGACGCGUGCGUCGUCGUGCCGAUGGAUGGUUUUCACUGGUCACUCGCAGAGCUGGCUGCGGGACGCGCGGGCGACGCGGACGAAGCGCGCCGGCGACGCGGCGCGCCCUGGACGUUCGACGCGAUUUCGUUCGUGGAGUGCGUCAAGAUAUUGCGGUCGAGAGGCUACGGAGAGAUUCCUACAUUUGAUCACGCGACGCACGAUCCCGUCGAAGGCGGCUGCCGUGUGGAGCGUCGGCACGAGACGGUGUUGAUUGAAGGGAACUAUGUGUUACUUCCGGAACGACCGUGGAGAGAUUUAGUGGAUGAAAACGUGUUCGAUGAGACGUGGUUCGUUGAUACGGACGUUGAGGAGGCGAUGCGGAGGAUUAUUCAGCGACACGUCGCGGUCGGGAGGUCAGAGGAAGAAGCGCGGAUGCGAGCCGAGUCGAACGACGCGCUCAACGCGCGGCUCGUCGUGCAACAGUGUCGAACUUUAGCGGAUGUUUUGAUCCCGUGCGUGAGUUUUGAACGGUAG